AGUGAAACGGUAAGCUUCAUACGAGUAACGUUGAUACAUGACUGAUUUUGAUAACUUCGUAGAUAACAUAAUUAAUUUUUGAUAAAAAAUACUUCUGAAAAUCGAUUUCAAGGAACAGAAAUGAUGGAAGUGCAAAUGAAAGCGGACGAGCAGGAAACAGCUGUAGCGAAAAAGAAUUUGGACCUUGGAAAAUCGAACGAAUAUUCGCCAAAUGAAACGCUAUCUUCAAUUGAAAACAUCGACAAAUUAACGACGAUUCAAACCUUCUACGUAAAUCAAUGUCUUUUUAUAACCGGCGGUACAGGUUUUAUGGGAAAAAUGUUGAUUGAAAAAUUAUUACGUGGAUGCCCUGGCAUAAAAUGCAUUUACGUUUUGAUUCGUAGGAAAAAAGAUAAAAGUGUUACUAAACGAAUAGAAGACAUUGUCGAAAAUUCGUUAUUUAACACGCUGAGGAAGCAGCAGCCAGGAUUCCAAAAUCGCAUUGUAGCGAUCGAGGGUGACUGUAGUUUGCCGAAUCUAGGUAUUUCGAUAACCGAUAGAGCUAAACUGAUACGAGACGUCUCUAUUGUUUUUCACGUUGCCGCUACUGUGCGAUUCAACGAGAAAAUUAAAUUGGCGGCAGCUAUUAACGUUCAAAGUCUGAAGGAUUUGAUACACUUGUCUAAGGAAAUGUCGAAACUAAAGAGUUUCGUCCAUGUAUCAACGGCUUAUGUCAAUUGUAUUGAAAAUCAGGUCGAGGAGAAAUUUUAUGAUCCACCGAUGAAUGCCGAAAAAUUCAUCGAUUUGAUGGAAUCUAUGGAUGAGAAAUUGCUCGAUGAAAUUACACCGCACUUACUUGGAAUAUGGCCGAAUACAUAUAUUUAUACGAAAUCAAUCGCCGAGAAUAUCAUAAAAAGAUAUGCUGGCUUAAUACCCAUUGGAAUAUUUCGUCCAGGAAUCGUGUUACCAACGUAUAUAGAACCUACACAAGGAUGGACCGAUAAUAUGAACGGCAUAGUGGGAGUUUCAGCAGGUGCAGCAGUGGGAAUAAUACGAACUCAUCUUUGCGAUGAAUCGCUAAAUGUAAACAUUAUACCCGGAGAUUUGACAACUAAUGCGCUAAUCGUUAGUGCCUGGGACAUAGCGAAGAAUCGAAGAUCCAUCGAAGAAAUUCCUAUUUAUAAUUACACAUCUACGGAUAAUCCAAUCACUUAUAAGGAAUUAAGAAAAAUGUCGAGGAAGAAACUUGAAUUAUUACCGACUAACGAAGCAAUUUGGUACAUAAGCUUUUGGAAUACAAAAUAUCGACCAAUUUAUCUUAUCUACAUGUAUUUUCUACAUAUACUACCGGCUAUUAUAAUCGAUACGAUUUCGUUAUGUAUAGGUAAAAAGCCAAGGUUAUUCAAAAUAUAUAAAAAAAUUGAUACAAUGUCGAAUAUAGUGAAUUAUUUUACUUCUACCAAAUUGAACUUUACUAAUAAAAGAUGGAACGAACUGUUAAGUAAGUUAACGACGGAAGAUCGCAAAUUUUUCUCUUGUGAUAUAAAGAAUCUCAUUUGGGACACAUACUUUGAAAGUUACGUUCUAGGCAUAAGAAUGUACAUCUUAAAGGAUCCCAUUGAAACGCUUCCACAAGCUCGUAUAAAAUGGCGAAGGCUUUACUGGGCCUAUCAAGGAUUCAAACUUUUUAUAGCCUGUAUUUUUUUGUGAUCAUAUGGGCUAUUUUAUUGAGCGUUCCCGGACUAUUUCUAACGUUACCAUCUUCAUGAAGUAAGCAAGAUUAUCAAAGAAAAUGUAGGAGGAAUAAUAAUAAUUUACUCUUUCAUCAUAAUGUAAGUCAAUUAUUUCUUUUAUAAUAAGGGAUCUUUCUUAAACGGUUUGGUGAAACGUAAUGAUACUUUUGGUACGGAUUAUGGAUAUUUUAGUGAAUUUUUAUCUAUAAAAUUUGAUCUUUUAGCAGGUUUGAUCUUUUUUGCGUCAUUUUGAAAGUUUGGUACUCUUUUACUCCUCUUGAUGGCGCCCAUCUGCCGCAGUUCGCAAAUUGAUGCAAAGAAAAGAAAUAGAUAUAAAUUUCAAACGAAUUCUCAAUCUUUGCGAAUGUUGCUAUUGAAAUGUACGUUGUGCAAAAUGCACGAAAUAACAAAUGUACGAGAAGUGGAUUUAAAAAAUUCUAUUGUUCUCUGAAAAAUCAAAUAUCGAUUUUUUCAAUAGUUUGCUGACUUUCAAAUAACAAAUCUUUGACAUGAUUGUUAAUAAGAGACGAAUAAUGAAAGAAGCAGGAAAUAAAGAAGAUAUAUUUAUUAUC
Molecule: messenger RNA, 2284 nt
Organism: Vespa mandarinia (Asian giant hornet)
Lineage: Eukaryota; Metazoa; Arthropoda; Insecta; Hymenoptera; Vespidae
Product: fatty acyl-CoA reductase wat-like
Biological process (GO): long-chain fatty-acyl-CoA metabolic process
Cellular component (GO): peroxisome
Molecular function (GO): alcohol-forming very long-chain fatty acyl-CoA reductase (NADP+) activity
Source: RefSeq, a predicted model, not a curated record